Molecule: messenger RNA, 3568 nt
Organism: Diospyros lotus (date-plum)
Lineage: Eukaryota; Viridiplantae; Streptophyta; Magnoliopsida; Ericales; Ebenaceae
Product: protein MITOFERRINLIKE 1, chloroplastic
Exons: 1
Coding region: 118-1335 (405 amino acids)
Cellular component (GO): mitochondrial inner membrane
Molecular function (GO): S-adenosyl-L-methionine transmembrane transporter activity
Source: RefSeq, a predicted model, not a curated record
CCUUGGUUCCAACACGUCUCCACUCUCCAGCCUUCUGUCUUCCUCUGCCGCGGUCACUGCACAGCUGAAGCUGAACACACGCUGAUCCGAACACAAGAACAUCCCAAAAUUCCUGCAAUGGAAUCUCGAAUCUCCACAGGUCUAGCCCUCCUCUCUCCCCAUCAACCUGCAGACGAUUUCAACACUCUAUUCAAUCACCUCAACACCGCUCUCAUCUCCCCCUCAAGAAGCCGUAACCAAGCCAUUCCCAGAACCCAAAAAAUUGAUGCAAACCCCCAAAAUCCCCUUCCCACUCUCAGAUUCUCCUCAACCACCGUCUCUUUGGAGUCACAAAUCCGAAACCCACAAAAACCCACUUCCCGGAGCUGGCUCAAACCCGCCGGGAGAGGCUCCCCCGGCGUCCGCUCUCUGUUCAAGAACCUGUCCGUCUUCGAGCGCGCGCUCAUCGGCGCCGGCGCCGGCGGAAUUGCCGGCGCCUUCACUUACGUCUGCCUUCUCCCGCUCGACAAUGUCAAGACCAAGCUCCAAACCAAAGGGGCUUCCGAGAUUUACAACGGCGCGUGGGAUGUCAUCGUGAAGACUCUCAAAACCAGAGGAAUUCUAGGGUUCUAUAGCGGCGUCUCGGCUGUGAUUGUCGGCUCCACGGCUUCUUCCGCGGUGUAUUUCGGGACUUGUGAAUUUGGAAAAUCGAUUCUGUCGAAAUUGCCCCAGUACCCAUCUGUGUUAAUCCCUCCGACCGCCGGCGCAAUGGGAAACAUAGUUUCCUCCGCGAUAAUGGUGCCGAAGGAAUUGAUCACUCAGAGAAUGCAGGCUGGCGCAAAGGGAAGGUCUUGGGAGGUUUUGCUGAGAAUUAUAGAGAAAGAUGGGAUUUUGGGAUUGUACGCAGGUUACUCGGCUACUCUGUUGAGGAAUUUACCUGCUGGGGUUUUGAGUUAUUCCUCGUUUGAGUACUUGAAAGCUGCGGUUUUGGAGAGCACUAAACAGGCUCAUUUGGAGCCAAUUCAGAGCGUUUGUUGCGGCGCAUUGGCGGGCGCGAUAUCGGCCUCAUUAACGACGCCAUUGGAUGUUGUCAAGACGAGGUUGAUGACGCAGGCUCAUGGGGAGGCCAUGAAUAAGGUUGCUGCUGCUCUGCACACGGGGGUUUCGGCUACUGUGAAGCAGAUUUUGAGGGAAGAGGGGUGGGUGGGACUGACUCGCGGAAUGGGGCCGCGAGUUCUUUAUAGUGCCUGCUUUUCUGCGAUUGGAUACUUCGCGUUUGAGACGGCGAGGCUGACGAUUAUGAAUCAGUAUCUUAAGCACAAGGAGUCUGGUGAGUUAUCUUCUUUCUUGACUUGAUUUGGUGGGUGUCAUUUGGGUUUUCGUACCAUUUGUUUUAAUAUCAUGGCAAUGUAAGGGUUAUGAGAAGGGUUUGGUUUCAAACACUCAUCUUGAGUCAGUUCAUUGGUGGUCUCCCUGCUUGUAUCAAUGCACCAAAAGUAUAUGCAUUGUGAGAUUUGACAGUCGUCAUGGAGGCAGAAUAGCAGCAUCACAUUGGGCUAAUUUGAGUUUGCACAAUCUUUGUUAGCUAAUGUACGCUAUACCCCAUGAUUCUAGUGCAAAGAUGCAUCAUCUAUCUUGAACUAUAUCAAAUGGAGUGGAUUGGCAAUUGAAGUCUCUAAUGUGGGGUGGGAUUGUGAAAUCAUUUUUUUGCUUACUUGGCCUGUUAUAUAAUCUGGAACUGAUAUUUUAAUGCAAAGAAGCUGGAAUAAGAGAUGCGUUCUUGUAUUCAAAUUAUAGUUAUGACCUUGUUGCAGUCUACACGUGGUGUUAAACAGGAAUUAAGGAUUGUAAGCUUCACUCAUCUGGAUUCUUUGUUGAUCAGCCAUGUGAAUUCCUUAAUAGUUACAAGUUAUUCUCUCUUUCACUAAUCAAUUCCCACAGCUUUAGGACAUGGCUUCUAAGUUCAUGAGUUCACCCACUUCUAGGAAAAUCUAAUAAUCAUAUGUCAAAUGACCUACCUGCGUGAAUUGUUUCCUAGGGAAGAUACUCUAAAAAGGUGGUUAUUUUUUAACUUAUUUUUUCAAUUUCACAUCCCUGGUUGUAUUACACCCCUUAGAUAUCCUGUCGCUCUCCCCCUACCUGCUUGAAUUGUGUCCUAGGGUAUUGAUUCUAGAUGGAUGGUUACUUUUCAUUUAUUUUUUCAAUUCCACAUCCCUGGCCUCAUAACCCCUUAAUUUGUCUUGCUUGGACACUUAUCGUGUGCAGAUCUUAUCAUAAGCUCUCACACACAAUUAAAUACAUUGUUUAUAAGCUUCCUAGGGUAUUGAUGAACGGGGUUCUCACUGGAUCUGUACAUGUGAGUAUAACACCUACAUAGAAAAAGUACACUUAACGGAAUGGUUGUGCGGUAUAAGGGAGCAUAUGUGUAUAAGUAUGGUUUCAAGGAUCAUUGAAUUAAUUGAAUUUUACACUUGAUGUCAACCAUCUAUAAGUUUUGCAGACAGAACUUUCUGUCAGUCAGUACAUCUAAGGUCAAAGUUAACAGUGUCAAGUUUUGUGGAACUUAAAUUAAGACAAGUCAUGUUUAAGCACUUCUGCAAGACCAUUUAUUUAACCACGUAAGGUCGUAAUUAUUUUGUUCUUUAGCAAAGCUCUUAAGUUCUUACUCAAGCACUUUUUUUCUAUAUUUUAAGUUAAAGAUCAUGAUUAACUAAAUUUGGAACUCUACAAACAAAUUUCAAGAAAUAAAUGUGUUCCAGAAAAUAAAUGGUAGCCUCUUAAGCUCUAACAGUAGGCAUCCUUAAGGAAUGAUGUACCAGAUGUAUUGGUGAGUCAUAUGCUGGCAAGUGGUAACAUUAUAGAAGUUCUCUCUCUCCCUUUUAUUAAUGAGUGGUAGUAGUUUCUUUCCAUGUAAUUUAUAUUCAUAUAUAGAGGGAGGGAGAUACUGGGGCCGUGUAGUUUGAACCCUAUAAUAAGCUGGAAGAGAUGUUGUAUAUAUACAGAACCUUUUUCUAAACAUUUUAUUCUGAUUUUAAGUCUGUGCAUUUGAUGGAAUUAGAUGUGGUACUUCUAUGAAGUUGAUUUCCCUCUUGGUUGUUUCACUUUUUUCUUCAUGAUGACAUGAUGAGUUCGUUCUUUGCUGGGAAAAAUGAGCUUCUCCUAUUAGGAGGAAUAAUACCUCAUUCUUAACCACAAAUGACUUUGUAACAAAAUGGUUUGUUUGUGGACUAAAUAUAAUGCAACUUGACUAUGCUGUCGCUGCUUAGCGUGCUGACUGUAUUAGACUCGAGCAGUUUACGACUUCAAAUUUACUUGUAUGCACAUGUGAAGGGGAGUGCAGAAAGAUCAUGCCUGUUUUUUCUGGCUUCUGUCCCAAUGUUUCUUCUUUCUUUACUAUCUUUCACGAACUGAACUAGAGUGGUGUAUGCUAAAGAUGCCCGUGAAUCCUUACAGUCUUUUGCUUUAGACAUUCUCCUCCCCGCCUUUUAUGACAUGUGAAUUGAUAGUCGAUUUGACUGUUCUUUCGUGAAGAAAGACGAGGAAAAGUACGUUAUUGAGUACUUACUAGCCCCUUCUCACUCUUUUUUUU